CUUCGAAAACCCAAAUCGGUACGUUUUUAUCCAGAGUUGGGUUCUCGAAUCAAGGAGGAUGUAAUAUAUCUCUCAUUUCGCGCUGCAUCUGCGUAAAUCCCGGGAAAAUUAUUUUACGAAACACCAAUUUAGACAUUACAUUCACGUCUUUGAAAGUUGUCGGUCGUAGCUAUCCGGAGAGACUGGUGUAGCGUAGUCUCGCUCCGCUUUGAAUUUUCAUCAACACCAUCGUCCAUAAUGAACGAUUCGGAUGGUUAUGACAAUAGCGUACUUAUCAUAAACGAUGAUGGAGAAAUGGACUAUAGCGAUUCCGAAGUAACUAUUUAUAAUGACGACGACCACUACCACAGCAAUAAUAACAACAACAUUGUCGAUGAAAAAUUUAUCGAAAAUCUUGUAACGUGCAUCAUCGAUGACGACUACGACAACAAAAAUAGCGUCUCCAAAGUCGCAAAUGACAAACAACCGACGAAAGAAGCGAUGAUUCCACUCGACGAUACAGUUGAAAAUGCAAAAGUAAAAAUCAUAGAUGACAACGGAAAAGACGCGGAUGAUGAUGAUGAUAGUAGCGACGACGACACCAAUAGUGUAAAUGUAAUCAUCAAUGAUUGGCGUCCUCCAGAACAUGAACUCGACGAUCUGUUGGACGCUAAUGAUUUUCACGACGAAAAAGAAUUCAUAAACUUACCGACUCAAGAGGUCAAUCAGUUGGUGCUUAAAAAUAUCGAAAAAACCCGUUCGAAUUCUCCGCGUCGCUACAUACUUAUCUAUGUAAACGGAAUAACCAUACCCGUAGCCGUGGAAAAUACAAAAUUAUCAGCAGCCAUACAAUACAAUAUAUGGUAUCCGCCGAAAUGCACUAGAACCGACUAUAAGAUGAUCGCCGUCGAUAGUUUUAAUAAGAAAAUGAUGAAUAUGUAUUCGCAAUUUGUGGAAAAUACCAAUAGAAAAUGCGACGAUGGUUGUAGAAACGGAGAGUACGUUGGUUAUUUCGCAGCUAUGUAUGAUAACGCUGUAAACGGUAAUAUUUCAUCGUCCAAUCACUUGAGCAAAGAUCCGAAUGGUUGUGGGGAUUGUAUGGAAAUCUGUGUUGAAAAUGAGUUUUACAAUCCUAGCGAUUCGCGUGUCGAGAAAAUAGGACAAUCAUCCAAAUACAAGGAUUCUAAAUUGUACUUUUUCAAAGAAUUCUCUCUUAUAAUUAUGAAAAAUGGACAGUUUGUAAAUGCAUCCAUACACGGUUUAGUAAACAGUAUAGAAGACUUGUUGGAUAGAUACAAUGUCAAAACCGUGUACGUGAAUUGCGACCCGGGCACUUCUCUUGAUACGUUUUUAUCGUAUAAACACCAGCCGUUCUAUCGGGCUUUGCAUUCUCGAAAAUUGGUAUACUUGAUAGGUUAUUUGAAAUACAAUAUCGGCACUCUGCCGUAUUGUUCUCGUAAUAACGCUUACUGUUCUUUUUGCCGAUGCAUAAACACAAUCACCAAACAUUAUAAAAUUGAAAAUAUAAAUAUAAAGAAUGCUCGUAUGAUUUUGGAAAAAUUUCAAUUUUCGCAAAGAAACGAUCACGAUUGUAAGAGAAAUAAUGAUGAUGAUGAUGAUGAUGAUGGUAGAGAGGAUUGUGAUCGAAAAAAAUGGAAGCGUCGUAGAAAUGAUAAUAAUCGUAGUGAUUAUUACAAUGAAGACGUAUAUCAUUCUAAUUUUAAUUUUGGAUUUAUAGGCAAAAGAAACAGAUAUCGCCAUUACUAUAACCAUCGGCAGCAUUAUCAUCAGCAGCGACGGCAGCAUCAAUAUCAGUUGCAGCAACAACAGCAAAAUUAUUAUCAUCAUGUCAAUUAUGCUCGUUGUCGUCGAGAAGAAGACGACUCGACGGGUGCGACAACGGUAGCUGCUAGAUUUUGUAGAAAUCUCGUGAAUCGUAAAAAAAACCUACGACUCGUGCGCGUGAAAAACAACAACAACUCGUGAGACGCCGCAACUACGACGUCUACGCAAUGCAAUCGCGAAUAAUUUAAUUUUCUAUAUUAAAUAAAUGUGUAUAUUGUAAGUUGGAAAAAAAUA
This is a messenger RNA of Melanaphis sacchari, 2058 nucleotides long. RefSeq lists its product as uncharacterized. The record is from RefSeq and is a predicted model, not a curated record. The coding region runs from base 238 to 1965 and encodes 575 amino acids. NCBI's taxonomy places the organism in Eukaryota, Metazoa, Arthropoda, Insecta, Hemiptera, Aphididae. The transcript is spliced from 3 exons.